Molecule: messenger RNA, 2487 nt
Organism: Exophiala xenobiotica
Lineage: Eukaryota; Fungi; Ascomycota; Eurotiomycetes; Chaetothyriales; Herpotrichiellaceae
Exons: 4
Coding region: 1-2487 (828 amino acids)
Molecular function (GO): ATP binding; ATP-dependent chromatin remodeler activity
Source: RefSeq, a predicted model, not a curated record
AUGGAGCCCAACAGGCUGAGUCGUGUACUCCUCGACUCGACUGCUGUCCUUGGAAAUCUCCAAAUCGACGGCACUAAGCUGAUGAACAAGGAUCAAUUCUCCAAGUUGAUGGAGGACGCCCAGAAGGAUAUCAAGCCAGGCCGAUGGCUGUUGGGAACCAUACAAGAAGAAAAGACGUACAUCCGUCGGCGCCCUGCAACGAAUCAAGAGAGCAAGAUAAUCACCGAUGGUGAUUUCCAGGAGCUCAAUGACCACGAUUGUUGUCAAAAAUGCCUCGAUCUUGGAGAGCUCUUAGUUUGCGACGGUUGUGAGGGUGGAUUUCAUCUACAUUGUGCGGGCAUCACAGUAAUCCCAGAAGGAGACUGGUUCUGUGAGGCUUGCCGACUGGAUCAAGUACUCAAGACCCAGGAGACGGCUGAAGCCACCGCGCCCGACUUGGGAAAAGACGACGACGAGUCUACCAGUGCAAAUGCUGGCGCUGAAGAACUGCAGGAAGAGGACCUGACUCUCGAAUCAGACGCAGAGCAGGACGAUGACGUCGAUGGUGAGAAGCUGACAGAUAUCGCCGAAGGUCAUUCUGGCAUCAAAGAAGUGUCAAUUGUGCGUCUCAGUGAUGGCGACAGCUUUCACAUUGCUCAUUACCUGGGAUCAGAUUACCUCAAUCUGAUAGACCAACAUUAUGAUAUCCCACCUAUCGAUCAACCCACCAGAAUGACAGUCAUACUCCACGACCAUCAGAGAAAGGGGAUCGCACAGGCACACCAAGCCUGUGAAGGGCCGUUCCGGGGCUGUAUCAUCGCAGAUGAGAUGGGUCUCGGUAAGACUCAUCAAGGCAUCGGCAUCAUGGAAAUGGUUCGUCAUGAGCCCGGAAUGUCUCUUGUGGUUGCACCUUCGAAGGACCUUACACAGUGGUACCGUGCAAUCAUUGACUCGUUCAAAGAAGGAGAUGGACUUCGCGCGUAUGUGCUUCGAAAUCGGCAUAUGACGGCCGCAGAGCUCCUCAGUCUUCAAGUCGAUGUUGUCAUUUGCUCUUACGAGUUCGUCGAGCAUGGUGUCCGCAAAGCCGCUCGUAGAGACGUCCAGUUUCUCAAAACCAGAAAAGACCGGUUUAGUCGACUAGGCCAGCCGCUAGUGCGCCCGACUUGUAACCUUAUCUCAGAUAUCUACGAGUUAACCGGCCAGCCAUGGAAGCGAAUGAUUCUGGACGAGAGUCAAAACAUAUCUAAGCCAGAGCAAGCUAGACAUCGAGCCGUGAAAAUGAUACCGGCCAAGGCCGUUGUCUGCAUGACCGGAACUCCAACUCACAACAAGUGGCACGCUGUUUGGGGCUACAUCUGCCUCUUGAAAGGCCAUCCCUUCGCAGAGGAAAGCGAUUUCUUCUCUACAUUCGGUGGGAAGAGGCGCUUCGAUGACCCAACUAUCAAGAAUACGAGAAGGCUGCAGCGGUUCCUUCAGCCCCUGAUGAUAUGCAGGCCACGCCUGACUCUGCCGUCCCUCACUUUAGUGGGUCGUGUAUCAUAUCAACAGUCAUUCGACGUCGACGAAAUGGACCAGAGUCUUUCGAACGCCUACUACAAGAAGUAUCGAGACGUGCUGCGCAAGAAGAAUCUUGACACGACUGAAUUAUUCGUUGGUGCUUCCACCAAAGACAGCAAGAGAUGUCUCACGUAUGCCACGAAAGCCCAGCUUGCAGCUUUACACCCGCUAUUGCUGCUAGGUGACAUCAGUAAUGCCGAGGAUGACGAGGAUCCAGAAGCCGAAGAAAAUGACCCCGGGUUAUUUCUACUAAAUGAUACCGACGACACAAAAGGAAUGAAGUCUCCUCAAAAACGCAAAGCGUGGUUGAAGUUUCUGGAAGACUAUGUCGGCCUUGCGGAUGACUCUAUCCGAGUACAGAAUGUCAUUGUCGCGCUCCUUUCGAUUCGAGCGCAGGAACCGGAUUGCAAGGUCGUAAUAUUCAGUCAAUAUCUCAAGUUCUUGGAUAUCCUCGCAGAGGUCCUUAAGCGAGAAGGAAUCAAGGCUUAUCGCUACGACGGAACGAUCAAAUCAUCUGAGCGCACACGAAUUGAAGCCGAUUUUGCGAAGGCCGAUCCUUCAAUCCCUCUUCUCAUCACGAGCGGUGCUGGUGGCACCAGCCUCAACCUGCAGUGCGCCAAUGUCGUAAUCCAAACAGAAGUAUGGUGGAACCACAACGCUGAGUUACAAGCGCUCUGUCGAUGUGACCGACAGCAUCAGAAAAAGCUUGUCACCUACAUCCGACUGAUGGCUCGGAAUUGCGAGAUUGACCAUGAAAUCCUUCACGUACAGGCGAAGAAGAGGGUUUACAAUGAAGCCUUGAUGGAACCUCUCAUCCGUUGUCAUUGGCAAGGCCCGGUGACUAUCGAACUUCACGACUUGCUGCCUGUCCAGGGCUUCUACGACGAUGGCGAGCUCGGACUACGAAUGAAAGUCGAGAGGAACUCUAAACAGGCUUCAUCGACCGAGUAG